UCCGCGAGAACACUGAGAGAGACCAGAAGACAUAGCUAGCUAGCGAGAUAGAAGGGGGGAAAAUAUAAAACAAGGGCCCGAAAGCAGCAAAUAUUUGAAGUAUAAGCGGAAAAGAAAAACUGUGACAUUUAAAUAACAUUCUGCCUUGGAAAAGUGCUCAUUCUAAUUUGUAAAACCUUUUUUUAUUUAUUCUCGGGUUCUGUUUAUUUUAGUUUGUUGACUUGGUUAGCUAGCUAGCUAAUUUGUGACAGAUCCUGACAACAGCUGGACACCCAACGAAGAAGUCAGAGACUGGAACUAGUUGGUUAGCUACCUAUCUAACUACAUAUAAAAUUAUUUCGCCGAUAAAGCGAUCUCCCCCUUUCCCCUUCCCCUCCUGGGUUUUUACCUUCUAACCUAGCUAGCUAGCAGGAACUCCCAUUUUGGGCUGUCCUGCCUUGCUGGUUUUGAAUUCGGGGGUCGCUAGCUAGCUAGGUAGAUUUUAAAAAGUACCUCAUUGGCUAGCAAACGGCACAGAGGAAUUCAUCACAUUUUAAAUCCUGAGGUGAGGCGAGGUGAAACGAAUAUGUCGGGGAAAGACCAGAAUAAACAAUCCACCACCGAGCGGCUUAUUAAAGCGGUGCCGUUCCCGCCCCACCAGCGCCUCUCCGUGAAGGAGCUGUACGAGGACGGCAAGCCCAAGCCGGAGGUGCUGAAGAGCCACCUGGUGAAGGAGGGCCGUCUGGAGGAGGAGGUGGCCCUGCGCAUCAUCAACGACGGGGCCGCCAUCCUGCGCCAGGAGAAGUGCAUGCUGGAGGUGGAGGCGCCAAUCACAGUGUGCGGUGACGUCCACGGGCAGUUCUUCGACCUGAUGAAGCUGUUUGAAGUGGGCGGCUCGCCGACCAACACGCGCUAUCUCUUUCUGGGGGACUACGUGGACCGAGGCUACUUCAGCAUCGAGUGUGUGCUGUACCUGUGGGCCCUCAAGAUCAACCAUCCCACCACUCUCUUCCUCCUCAGAGGCAACCACGAGUGCCGCCACCUCACAGAGUACUUCACCUUCAAACAGGAGUGUAAAAUAAAGUACUCUGAGCGAGUGUAUGACGCCUGCAUGGAGGCCUUCGACUGCCUGCCCCUGGCCGCCCUCCUCAACCAGCAGUUCCUGUGCGUGCAUGGCGGCCUGUCGCCCGAGAUCAACUGCCUCGAUGACAUCAGGAAAUUAGACCGGUUUAAGGAGCCGCCCGCGUUCGGGCCCAUGUGUGACCUGCUGUGGUCUGACCCCGGGGAGGACUACGGCAGCGAGAAGACCGCCGAGCACUUCAACCACAACUCUGUGAGAGGCUGCUCCUACUUCUACAGUUACCCAGCGAUAUGCGACUUCUUGCUGAACAAUAACUUGCUGUCUGUAAUAAGAGCGCACGAAGCACAGGAUGCCGGGUACCGAAUGUACAGGAAGAGCCAGACGACAGGCUUCCCCUCCUUAAUCACAAUCUUCUCCGCACCAAACUACUUAGAUGUCUACAACAACAAAGCUGCCGUGCUGAAAUACGAGAACAACGUUAUGAACAUCCGACAGUUCAACUGCUCCCCCCACCCGUACUGGCUGCCCAACUUCAUGGACGUCUUCACGUGGUCCCUGCCUUUUGUGGGGGAGAAAGUGACGGAGAUGCUGGUGAACGUGCUGAACAUCUGCUCUGACGACGAGCUGAUGUCCGAGGGAGACGACACGUGUGAAGGUGGAGCCCCGGCGGUGCGGAAGGAGGUGAUCCGGAACAAGAUCCGCGCCAUCGGGAAGAUGGCCCGAGUGUUCUCCGUGCUCAGAGAGGAGAGUGAGAGUGUGCUCCAGCUGAAGGGGCUCACCCCCACAGGCACCCUGCCCCUGGGAGUGCUGUCGGGCGGCCGCCAGACUCUGCAGAGCGCCACCAUAGAAGCCACGGAAGCACGAGCCAUCCAGGGCUUCUCUCCGCAGCACAAGAUCCGCAGCUUCGAGGAGGCGCGGGGCCUGGACCGCAUAAACGAGCGCAUGCCCCCGCGCAAGGACAGCCAGCAGCCGGACGGGGCCGCACUCAACGCCCUGAACGCAGCCAACUCCCCCGACAAGAACGGCACAGAGACCCCCGCGCAGUGACCCUGCCUCCUCUCUCCCUCUCUCUCCCUCUCUCUCUCUCUCUCUCUCGCUCUAUCUGUCUCCUCUCCACAUCGCUCUCUUCUUCUCUGUCUCUCCCUUUCUUCCUUUCUUUCCCUUUCUCUCUUCCUCUCUCUCUCUUCCACUCUCGCUCUCUCUCUCCCUCUCUGCUUCCCUCUCUUCUUCUUUCUCCCUCUCGCUCUCUCUCUCUUCCUCUCGCUCUGUCUCUCUUCUCUCUCCCCCUCCCUCUCUUUAUCCCCCUCCCCCUCGCUCUCUCCCUCUCUCUCCCUCUCUCAUGCCUUCUAUUUGGGAGGCCUCUCCUCCGGCCUCUGCAGUUGAAGCAGCACAGGACAGGCGGAGAACACAAACCAAACGGCAAUACGAAAAUCUGCGACAGUCCACACAACGCAUCAUCAUUUUAUUUAUUCAAUGCAAUGUAUUAGAUUAUAUGUGAUAGUUAAAAAAAUAAAAAAAAUAAUGAAAACUGUUAAGAUAUACGUAAUUGUGGGCAAGAUUAACCAUGGCCACAGUUAAUGUUGAUAAAAAAUAUAUAUUUAAAAGAAGAACAUUUUGUAAAUUUUGAGUUGACGUAUGCGGUAAAAUUAAGGACAACUUUUUAUUAUCUAGUUCAUCUAAGUUCUAGUGUUGUCUUUCAUGUGCUUGGUGAGGGAACAUUUGACUGAAUAUACAGUAUGUAUGUGUGGGAGUACGCGCAUUAACAUGCAUGUGUAUGACACAAGCAUACGUUCAUAUACACAUACCUGUAUGUAUGUGUGUACAUAAACUCCUGCGUGUCUGCUCAAAAUUCAAGGGAUAAUUGGAGGGGAAAUAAUGAAGAAAAUCGUGGGUGUCAUUUUGGAAAAUCUUUUUACCUCCAGGCCAAUCAUUUCAGCCUUCGAUGAAAUAAUGGGUGUUGGUUCAGUAACGGUGGCGACUGAAUGAACGUGUUUCUUGCAGCUACCUUGUUGUUCAGUAUAGACACAUUUAUAUAUGUAUAUUUCUGAGUGUCCCCUUAUUUAAAUGUGAGAAUUUAUAUAUAAAUAUAUAUUUUAUUUUUGCAUCCUAUAAAAAAAAAACAAUCAACCAUGGAACAGCUGCCCGGAAUCUGUUGUAGGUGAAGAAUGGGUCAUGUGAUGGGAAUCGGUGGUGUCAGAAUGGAGGUGUGCGUGCCCUGGUGUCAUUUGCAUGCAUUAGUGGCUGUGUCCAGGUGAUAGUCCACCAAUGGCAUCACGUUCCAGGGUGUGUCACCAAAUGAGUUUCCUCCAAUGACAGGCUGGAGGCGGAGCCUGUGGUGUUGAUAAACCAAAGAAAGUCGGAUGUGGAAGAGGGGGUGCUGUACAUGAGCUUCUGUGUCAUGGCGCUUCAGCUUCAGAACAUAAGGCCAAUAUUUCACUUUGGCCUCUGGGGAAGUCUUCAAAGAGAAAGGAGGCUGAACUGAUGAAUCUGGUAUAUGUAGAGAAUGCUAGAAGUGCGUUGGGUUAAAAGCACAUGUUAAGAAAAAAAAAAACCAUACCAAAUGGCAUGAAAUAAGUGUCUAGUCUCCUCUUAAAACAUCCCCCAUGCCAAAAUGAAGAGGAUAAUUAUUUUCAAUUCUUCAGGGUGGGACAGCCACAGGACAAGGGAAUUGGGUAUAACUUGUGUCCAGAAUAAAAGGUUGGUUAAAAAAGUGCACCCUGUAUAUUUAUUUCUGUUCAUUUGUUUUAUGUUGUUUUCCUUUCAUUCUGUGACACUACAGAAAGACAGUGCUUUGGCUGCUGAUUCAGGUAGCGAGAAACCAAAGUCUCACCUUCUCUGGGUUUCUCUCUCCGCCCCCGCGUGCGUCUCCCGUCAGAAGAACGUUUGGGGAAAGCGGGCUUCCCAAAAAUGAACGCGCGCGUGGAUGAACUGUGAGCUUUUGCUGAAGCCAGCCGCCUAAAUCCCGCCGCCUGAACCCCGCCCCGCUCACGGCUGGCUGGAGCGCAUUCGCUCUGCCUGCACGACACCGGAUGACGGACACACCUCACCAGUCCCCUCCUCGUGGGCGACUGGUCCCCCCCGAAUUUCAGUCAUUUCAGCUUGCUGUCAGCGGGCAGGCAAAACCUGCUUUCACCCCAACAGAACUAACCCUGCGGGGGUUGUAUGAUGCUGUUUUUUCCUCCUCUUCUCAGCUGCUUUUGGCAGUCCUGCUCUGGACAAAGCUUGGCGCGUUUCUCCUGCGGUUCAGCGCUUCACGGGUUCUGGUCUUCGGACUCGGGAGAAUCCCCUCGUUCAGAAAACGCUGCUUUCUCUCCGCGGGAUGGGAGGGUGUCGGAUCUAAGACAUUUACGGUUUCUUCUUUUGUAAAAAUGUAUUGCGUUUAACAUAUUUUAGUUUCUUUGAUUGUAUAUUGUUCUGUCAGGUGAUCCUGCAAUCACGGUACUGUUUGAAUCGGGGCAAAUCUGUAGUUCUUCCCCCCUGCUGUUAGUAAUCAUAGCCUUAUCCUUACCCAGAACCAAUAUCAUUUGAUUUGUUCAAAAUUCAUGCUAAUGCAGUUUUGCCAACAAAUCUGAAAAAAUUGUUUUGUUUUUGGAAAUAAAAACCUAAUCGGACUGAAGUUUUCAAAGUA
Messenger RNA from Conger conger (European conger), 4688 nucleotides. RefSeq names its product serine/threonine-protein phosphatase 2B catalytic subunit gamma isoform-like. Gene Ontology annotation, cellular component: cytoplasm; calcineurin complex. Lineage: Eukaryota; Metazoa; Chordata; Actinopteri; Anguilliformes; Congridae. Gene Ontology annotation, molecular function: calmodulin-dependent protein phosphatase activity; calmodulin binding. The coding region runs from base 566 to 2107 and encodes 513 amino acids. The record is from RefSeq and is a predicted model, not a curated record. Gene Ontology annotation, biological process: calcineurin-mediated signaling. The transcript is spliced from 14 exons.